Messenger RNA from Juglans microcarpa x Juglans regia, 2001 nucleotides. Its product is annotated as putative glycerol-3-phosphate transporter 1. The transcript is spliced from 3 exons. Gene Ontology annotation, biological process: phosphate ion homeostasis; transmembrane transport. Gene Ontology annotation, cellular component: membrane. Gene Ontology annotation, molecular function: transmembrane transporter activity. The coding region runs from base 318 to 1871 and encodes 517 amino acids. The record is from RefSeq and is a predicted model, not a curated record. NCBI's taxonomy places the organism in Eukaryota, Viridiplantae, Streptophyta, Magnoliopsida, Fagales, Juglandaceae.
AAAGUAAGAUCGAGCCAGCGGUUCACUGAGCUCAGAGAGGUUAGUUUUAUAAGAACCUCUAGACUGACAUUUAUAUCUUUCUGGGAGGUUUCUUUGAAGUUUGACCGUUUAGCUCUCUGUUUUUUUCUUCGAUUUUUCUAGUUUUUUUUUUCUGGGGAGUUGGGAAAUCGAUUUUGUCCAGGAAAGAUUGUGUAGAGUAGGAAUUUGAUGGACUGUACUUGUUCCAACUAUCAUUUGAUUUCUUGCGGAGUGUGCAAACUCUAAGCGGAAGGCAAACUUCUUCUUCCUCUUUAUUCUUUUCCAUAGAUAAUAGAUACAUGGGUUCAUUGUCAGAACCAAACGAUGAGAGCAACUAUAGCAAGCCCCUCGGAAUCAGGUUCUUGGAGUACAUAAAGGGAACCCCCCUUUCCUUCAAAACCCACCAAGCAAUUGUUUUGAUUGUAACAUUUUUGGCAUACGCAAGCUACCAUGCCACUCGAAAAACUACAAGCAUAGUUAAGAGUACCCUUGAUCCUCAGUCAUCAGAUUUUGGAUUGAAGUUCGUACCAUGGAGGGCAUCUUACUUGCAGGAACCGCCUAAGCUUUCCCUGGUGUCUGAGGAUGGUUGGGCUCCAUUUAAUGGAUCAGAUGGGACAGCCUUGCUUGGAGAACUUGAUCUCGCUUUCCUCGCAGUUUAUGCUCUGGGAAUGUACUUCUCUGGACAUUUGGGUGAUAGAAUUGAUUUAAGGAUCUUCUUAACAGUGGGAAUGCUGGGAACUGGUUUGUUUACUUCUCUUUUUGGCGUUGGUUACUGGGGAAACAUACACAGUUUUUACUACUUUUUGAUAGUCCAAAUGCUUGCCGGUUUGUUCCAAUCGACUGGAUGGCCUUCAGUGGUUGCUGUGGUUGGUAACUGGUUUGGAAAGAGCAAGAGGGGGUUAAUUAUGGGUAUAUGGAAUGCUCACACUUCAGUUGGGAACAUUACAGGUUCCCUGGUUGCUUCUGCCCUAUUGAGCUACGGAUGGGGAUGGUCCUUUGUUGUGCCCGGUCUCAUGAUUGCUUUCCUUGGUGUGGUCGUUUUUCUCAUAUUGCCUGUUAAUCCUGAAUCUGUUGGAGCUCAGGGAGAAGGUGACGAGUUUCAUCCUCCCAAGAAACUUGAUGAGGGAGCAGCACAACCUUUGUUAAACUCAGAGACAGUGGCUAAAGAGAGAGCUGUGGGUUUCAUAGAAGCAUGGAAAAUACCAGGAGUUGCUCCUUUCGCUCUUUGCCUCUUCUUUGCAAAAUUGGUUGCUUAUACAUUUCUUUACUGGCUUCCGUUCUACAUUAGUCACACAGCUAUUGAUGGCAAGUAUUUAUCAAGCACAACAGCUGGAAACUUGUCAACAUUGUUUGAUGUUGGUGGAGUGCUUGGAGGAAUUCUAGCUGGCCACAUUUCUGAUCGUUUAGAUGCCAGAGCAAUAACAGCCGCAAGUUUCAUGUACUGUGCUAUCCCUGCUCUCUUCUUCUAUCGAAGCUAUGGACACAUUUCCUUAACCAUAAAUAUUGUUCUGAUGUUCAUCACUGGCAUCUUUGUGAAUGGACCUUAUGCUCUAAUAACAACAGCCGUUUCAGCCGACUUGGGUACCCAUAAUUCAUUGGAAGGGAACUCCCGAGCACUGGCAACUGUGACAGCAAUUAUCGAUGGCACAGGCUCUGUUGGGGCUGCCAUUGGACCCCUAUUGACAGGCUAUAUUUCUUCCACGAGUUGGAGUGCAGUUUUCAUAAUGUUGAUGGCUGCAGCUCUAAUUGCAGGGCUGCUUCUAACCAGGCUAGUCAUAGCCGAGGUGGCUUCAAAGCUAGAGGAAUCGAGGUCGCAUGGAGGGCCUGCAUCAAGACCUGCACAUGAAGUGUAACUUUUUUCUAAAAUGUUGCAGUGGUCAUUUAUGCUGCCUAUGUGUGAUUUCCUCUGCAAGGCGCUCAUAUGCUCGCUCCCUCUGUGGAUUGAAUGCAAAUGAAGAUCCCCUAUUAUAGUCAAAGAAAGGA